Molecule: messenger RNA, 1077 nt
Organism: Prorocentrum cordatum
Lineage: Eukaryota; Dinophyceae; Prorocentrales; Prorocentraceae
Source: the annotation of a GenBank genome assembly
AUGGGCGGGGCCACGCUGGCCGCCGGCCUGGCCCGGUGCCGUGGCGAAGGCCAGCGCCCGCCGCCCCGCUUGGAGAGGGCCUGGCGCGCGAUGGACGCGGCAGCCUCCAUGCUCCGUCAUCCUGGUGCAGGGGCUGAAGCGUUGGCCGCUGCGCGCGGCUGGGUGGAGUCGCACUCCGAGGCGGAGGACCAGUCCACGUCCAUGGGCGGACCCACGGACAAGCUCGUGGAUUUGGCGCCGCUGGUGGAGGUGAGCUUCGUGAUGGUCGUGACGAGCUUCGUGAUGGUCGUGACCUGCUUCGUGAUGGUCGUGAUGGUCGCGACGAGCUUCGUGAUGGUCGCGACGAGCUUCGUGAUGGUCGCGACGAGCUUCCUGACGGGUUUCGUGACGUGCUUCCUGACGGGCUUCGUGAUGGUCGCGACGAGCUUCAUGAUGGUCGUGACGUGCUUCGUGAUGGUCGUGAUGGUCGCGACGAGCUUCAUGAUGGUCGCGACGAGCUUCGUGAUGUUCGCGACGAGCCUCACGACGGUCGUGAUGGUCGCGACGAGCUUCCUGACGAGCUUCGUGAUGGUCGCAAUGAGCUUCCCGACGCGCUUCGUGAUGGUCGCGACGCGCUUCCUGACGGGCUUCGUGAUGGUCGCGACGAGCUUCGUGACGCGCGUCGUGAUGGUCGCGACGGGCUUCGUGAUGGUCGUGACGAGCUUCGUGAUGGUCGCGACGAGCUCCAUGAUGGUCGUGACGGGCUUCCUGCUGAUGACGGCGCUGCGGUACUUGGCGGUGGCAAGCUACCUGGGCCAGUUCAUGGUGCAGCAGUUCGAGCUGAAGGUGGUCUACGAACGAGAGCUGGCGGAGGGCAUGCGGGUCGCGGUCAUCGAGGCCUUCAACACGGAUGCGGGCAGACGGGUCCGUGUCCCUGUCGGGCUCGUCGGGGCCGUGGUGCACGUCGCUAGUCCCGCUGACAAUGUCAUCAUCCAGUGGGACGAGCCGAUGCGCCUGCGGGGAGUCGGCGCUUCGCCGAUGCCGCGUGCGCAGUGGAGAAUGCUGAAGGUUGUGAGCAAACAGAGCAUAUCUAGUUGA